Messenger RNA from Aspergillus niger, 660 nucleotides. RefSeq lists its product as hypothetical. The transcript is spliced from 7 exons. Bases 1 to 660 code for a protein of 219 amino acids. The record is from RefSeq and is a predicted model, not a curated record. Lineage: Eukaryota; Fungi; Ascomycota; Eurotiomycetes; Eurotiales; Aspergillaceae.
AUGACCCAUUUCGGGUUUCAUGGAAACGGGUUCAAGAACUUGCCGAAUGAUGGAGCUGCUAGCAACAUUAUGCGUGGGUCUCAGAACGACAAGGUUCCAGCUUGUCGUCAUGUUUGGACCUAUGUUCCUCCAAGUAGGAGAGAACGAUCAGGGAGCCGACUGAUCGACUCCAAUUUAGCUUGGUGGCUGAGAUCUGGACGAGGAGAGUCACGUCUUCGGGAUAUGCUCAUCAUUAUAUGUAACGCAGGGGCUUAUCCGUUUGGCAGUGACGCAGGAGAUUGGAAGAGUUGUAAUAGAACUCCUGGGUUGAGUAUCCAUAUACAGUGUUCUGGAACCGUCGGUGUUCAAUGCGCCCCAUUGUGCCGCAAGCAGUAUAUGCGAUGUAUUGCCGUUGACAUAUGUUAUAUGAAGAUGUACCGAAGUCUGCUGUCGGUUUCCUCCUCUGACUCGUCACUUGGCAUCUGCACGAAGUGCCCAAGUAUAGCCUUCUUGAUGAGGCAGACAGUUCGGCGAUGGUCUAACUUCUGCCAAAACGAGAAGCUUCUCUGGGGUCUUGCGCUUUUGCUAGUCUUGCAAGACAUGUUCCAUAGACUUGGUGGUAUUCCUAGACGUGUCGCGAUAUCGAUUUACGAUGUGGAGAACAACCAGUUGGCUCACUAG